GUCCGCAGCGGCGGCAGCUGCGGGCGGCGGCGGCGCGGGAGCGGGGUGAGGAAGGACGGGAAGGGAGGAGGAGGAGGAGGAGGAGGAGGAGAGCGGCGGGCUCGGGGGCUCGGCAGCGCCGCAACCACGCUGUUCCCGAAGUACUGCAUUGUGGGAUAACAUCAAGGUCUGUCUUGCUGCUGGACUGUUCUGUUGACCUGUUUCAGUAUUCUGAGACCACAGACUGACACGAAGGAAUCUACCUGGCUACUGGAAACAUUCUGCAUGGUCAAGCAAUACUCUCUGACAGGCUUAUUUUCUAUGAAAUGAAGUUUAAUCUUGAGACAAUUCAGUAGAAACUUGCAAGAUUUUGAACACCAUGGUAGCACUUUCCUUGAAGAUCUGUGUCCGCCAAUGCAAUGUAGUGAAGACGAUGCAGUUUGAACCAUCCACUGCAGUGUAUGAUGCCUGCAGAGUUAUUCGUGAACGAGUUCCAGAGGCUCAAAUGGGACAAGCCUCUGACUACGGAUUGUUCUUGUCAGAUGAAGAUCCUCGUAAAGGUAUAUGGUUGGAGGCUGGAAGAACGCUGGAUUAUUACAUGUUGAGAAAUGGGGAUAUAUUGGAGUACAAAAAGAAACAAAGACCUCAGAAAAUACGUAUGUUGGAUGGUUCAGUGAAAACAGUCAUGGUGGAUGAUUCUAAAACAGUUGGUGAAUUGCUGGUUACCAUUUGCAGCAGGAUAGGAAUAACCAAUUAUGAGGAAUAUUCCUUAAUCCAGGAGAGCAUUGAAGAAAAGAAAGAAGAGAGUACAGGAACACUUAAGAAAGAUAGGACAUUGUUGCGUGAUGAAAGAAAAAUGGAAAAAUUGAAGGCAAAGCUUCAUACUGAUGAUGAUUUAAAUUGGCUAGAUCAUAGCCGAACAUUUAGAGAACAAGGAGUUGAUGAAAAUGAAACGUUACUGUUGAGACGAAAGUUCUUCUAUUCAGACCAGAAUGUAGAUUCAAGAGAUCCUGUUCAACUGAAUUUGCUUUAUGUUCAGGCUCGUGAUGACAUUCUGAAUGGCUCCCAUCCUGUCUCCUUUGAGAAGGCUUGUGAGUUUGGAGGCUUUCAAGCACAGAUCCAGUUUGGACCUCAUGUAGAACACAAGCACAAACCUGGAUUUUUAGACCUAAAAGAAUUCCUACCUAAAGAAUAUACCAAACAAAGAGGGGCUGAAAAGAGAAUAUUUCAGGAGCACAAAAACUGUGGUGAGAUGACUGAAAUAGAAGCCAAAGUGAAAUAUGUGAAGUUAGCCCGCUCCCUGCGGACCUAUGGUGUGUCCUUUUUCCUUGUUAAGGAAAAAAUGAAAGGCAAAAACAAGCUGGUUCCUCGCUUGCUGGGGGUCACCAAAGACUCAGUGAUGCGUGUGGAUGAGAAGACCAAGGAAGUGUUACAAGAAUGGCCACUGACAACUGUGAAACGCUGGGCUGCCUCACCUAAAAGCUUUACCCUGGAUUUUGGUGAAUAUCAGGAAAGCUAUUACUCAGUACAGACCACUGAAGGAGAACAGAUCUCUCAGUUAAUCGCAGGUUACAUUGAUAUCAUCCUGAAGAAGAAACAAAGUAAAGAUAGAUUUGGUCUUGAAGGCGAUGAGGAAUCAACGAUGUUGGAAGAAUCUGUUUCACCAAAGAAGUCCACCAUCUUGCAGCAGCAGUUCAACCGAACAGGGAAGGUAGAGCAUGGCUCUGUGGCACUACCAGCUGUUAUGCGGUCAGGGUCCAGUGGCCCAGAGACUUUCAACAUCGGCAUCAUGCCUUCUCCCCAGCAACAGGUCACCAUUGGUCAGAUGCACAGAGGACAUAUGCCCCCGCUUACCUCAGCUCAGCAGGCCUUGAUGGGAACUAUUAACACAAGCAUGCAUGCUGUUCAACAAGCGCAAGCCGACCUCAGUGAAGUUGAUAACCUUCCACCUCUAGGGCAGGACAUGGCAUCAAGAGUAUGGGUUCAGAACAAGGUUGAUGAAUCAAAACAUGAAAUACACUCUCAGGUUGAUGCUAUCACUGCAGGAACUGCAUCUGUUGUUAACCUUACGGCAGGUGACCCAGUUGACACGGACUACACUGCUGUAGGAUGUGCAAUUACAACCAUCUCCUCCAACCUCACUGAGAUGUCUAAAGGUGUAAAACUGCUUGCUGCUCUCAUGGAUGAUGAAGUCGGAAGUGGAGAGGACCUCCUGAAAGCUGCUCGAACAUUAGCCAGUGCUGUCUCAGACUUGCUGAAGGCUGUGCAACCUACUUCAGGGGAGCCUCGACAGACAGUUUUGACUGCAGCUGGAAGCAUUGGGCAAGCAAGCGGGGAGCUACUGAGACAGAUUGGCGAGAAUGAAACAGAUGAAAGAUUCCAGGAUGUUCUAAUGAGUCUGGCCAAAGCUGUUGCAAAUGCUGCUGCCAUGUUAGUGCUGAAGGCCAAGAACGUAGCACAGGUCGCUGAGGAUACAGUCCUGCAGAACAGGGUCAUUGCUGCUGCUACACAAUGUGCACUCUCUACUUCCCAGCUCGUGGCUUGUGCCAAGGUUGUGAGUCCCACCAUCAGCUCCCCGGUGUGCCAGGAACAGCUGAUUGAGGCAGGGAAACUGGUGGACCGUUCAGUGGAGAACUGCGUGAGGGCCUGCCAGGCUGCCACAGAUGAUACUGAGUUACUGAAGCAGGUUGGUGCAGCUGCCAGCAUUGUCAGCCAAGCCCUGAAUGACCUCUUGCAGCAUGUCCGCCAGUUUGCAAGCAGGGGAGAACCUAUUGGUCGCUAUGAUCAGGCCACAGAUACCAUCAUGUGUGUCACAGAGAGUAUUUUCAGUUCAAUGGGGGAUGCUGGUGAAAUGGUACGGCAGGCCAGGGUACUGGCUCAAGCUACCUCAGAUCUUGUCAAUGCUAUGAGGUCGGAUGCUGAAGCAGAAAUUGAUAUGGACAACUCAAAGAAGCUCCUAGCUGCUGCAAAGCUUCUAGCAGAUUCUACAGCCCGCAUGGUUGAAGCUGCAAAGGGAGCUGCAGCCAAUCCUGAAAAUGAGGAUCAACAACAGCGUCUGCGAGAAGCAGCAGAGGGAUUGCGUGUUGCUACAAAUGCUGCUGCACAGAAUGCCAUCAAGAAGAAAAUCGUCAACAGAUUAGAGAUUGCAGCUAAACAAGCUGCAGCUGCUGCUACUCAGACUAUUGCAGCUUCUCAGAAUGCAGCUGUUUCAAAUAAGAACACUGCAGCCCACCAGCAACUUGUGCAGAGCUGUAAGAAUGUUGCAGACCACAUUCCUCAGUUGGUGCAGGGUGUACGAGGAAGUCAAGCUCAGGCAGAAGACCUCAGUGCUCAGCUUGCUCUAAUAAAUUCCAGCCAAAACUUCCUUCAGCCUGGAAGUAAGAUGGUGGCAUCUGCUAAAGCUGCAGUACCCACUGUGACUGAUCAAGCAGCAGCAAUGCAGCUAAGUCAGUGCGCGAAGAACCUUGCAACCAGCUUAGCUGAGCUACGAACUGCCUCUCAGAAGGCUCAUGAAGCGUGUGGCCCAAUGGAGAUUGAUUCUGCUUUGAAUACAGUCCAGACACUCAAAAAUGAACUGCAAGAUGCAAAGAUGGCAGCUGUGGAUGGACAGCUAAAACCUCUCCCAGGAGAAACUCUUGAGAAAUGUGCUCAGGAUCUGGGAAGUACCUCCAAAGCAGUUGGUUCAUCAAUGGCCCAGUUGCUAACUUGCGCUGCUCAAGGCAAUGAGCACUACACAGGAGUUGCUGCAAGAGAAACUGCUCAGGCUUUGAAGACUUUGGCUCAGGCAGCACGAGGGGUUGCAGCAUCAACUACUGACCCUGUAGCAGCGCAUGCAAUGUUGGAUUCAGCAAGGGAUGUCAUGGAAGGCUCUGCUAUGCUUAUUCAGGAGGCAAAGCAGGCCCUGGCUGCACCGGGGGAUGCGGACAGUCAGCAGAGAUUAGCCCAGGUGGCAAAAGCAGUGUCUCACUCGCUGAAUAACUGUGUGAAUUGUCUACCUGGACAAAAGGAUGUCGAUGUGGCUUUGAAGAGUAUUGGAGAGUCUAGCAAGAAGCUCCUCGUUGAUUUGCUACCUCCAAGUUCAAAGUCAUUUCAAGAAGCUCAGAGCGAACUGAACCAGGCAGCAGCAGAUCUGAACCAGUCAGCAGGAGAAGUUGUUCAUGCUACACGGGGGCAAAGUGGGGAACUGGCUGCAGCAUCUGGAAAAUUUAGUGAUGAUUUUGAUGAAUUUCUUGAUGCAGGGAUUGAAAUGGCUGGUCAAGCCCAAACUAAAGAAGACCAGAUUCAAGUAAUAGGUAACCUCAAGAGCAUCUCUAUGGCUUCAAGCAAACUGUUACUGGCUGCCAAGUCUCUGUCUGUUGAUCCCGGAGCUCCUAAUGCCAAAAAUCUGUUAGCAGCAGCAGCAAGAGCUGUGACUGAAAGUAUAAACCAGCUCAUCACACUGUGCACCCAGCAAGCUCCCGGGCAGAAGGAAUGUGACAAUGCACUCAGAGAACUGGAGACAGUUAAGGGAAUGCUGGAUAACCCCAAUGAGCCUGUGAGCGACCUCUCAUAUUUUGAUUGCAUUGAGGGCGUAAUGGAAAACUCAAAGGUUCUUGGAGAAUCAAUGGCAGGCAUUUCCCAGAAUGCAAAAACCGGUGAUCUUUUAGUCUUUGGAGAAUGUGUUGGUGUUGCAUCCAAGGCUCUUUGUGGCCUCACAGAGGCAGCAGCUCAGGCUGCUUACUUGGUUGGCAUUUCAGAUCCCAACAGUCAGGCAGGUCAGCAGGGUCUUGUUGACCCAAUUCAGUUUGCCAGAGCCAAUCAAGCAAUCCAGAUGGCUUGCCAGAACUUGGUUGAUCCAGCAAGCAGCCCAUCACAGGUAUUGUCAGCUGCCACAAUUGUGGCUAAACAUACUUCUGCUCUGUGCAAUGCCUGUCGCAUCGCUUCAUCAAAGACAGCAAAUCCUGUUGCCAAGAGACACUUUGUGCAGUCUGCCAAGGAAGUUGCAAACAGCACAGCUAACCUGGUUAAGACAAUAAAGGCCCUGGAUGGUGAUUUCUCUGAAGAGAAUCGCAACAAGUGCAGAAUUGCUACUGCACCUUUGAUAGAAGCUGUGGAAAAUCUGACUGCGUUUGCUUCAAAUCCAGAAUUUGUCAGCAUACCAGCACAGAUCAGCACGGAGGGAUCAAGGGCACAGGAGCCAAUUCUAAUUUCUGCUAAAACGAUGUUGGAGAGCUCAUCUUUAUUGAUCAAGACUGCUCGUUCUUUAGCUAUCAAUCCAAAAGACCCCCCUACAUGGUCUGUACUAGCUGGUCAUUCCCAUACUGUCUCAGAUUCUAUUAAGAGUCUUAUCACUUCUAUCAGGGAUAAGGCCCCAGGCCAGCGCGAAUGUGAUUACUCUAUUGAUGGGAUCAACAGGUGCAUCAGAGACAUUGAGCAGGCCUCACUUGCAGCUGUCAGCCAGAGUCUGGCCACCAGAGAUGACAUAUCAGUGGAGGCUCUACAGGAGCAGCUAACAUCAGUAGUUCAGGAAAUUGGCCACCUAAUUGAUCCCAUAGCUACUGCAGCACGGGGAGAAGCAGCUCAGCUUGGGCACAAGGUUACACAGCUGGCAAGUUACUUCGAACCCCUGGUUUUAGCUGCAGUUGGUGUGGCAUCCAAAACUCUAGAUCAUCAGCAACAGAUGACAGUGUUGGACCAGAGCAAGACACUUGCAGAGUCUGCCUUACAGAUGUUGUACGCAGCUAAAGAAGGAGGAGGAAAUCCCAAGGCAUCACAUACACAUGAUGCAAUCACUGAGGCAGCUCAGCUGAUGAAAGAGGCUGUGGAUGAUAUCAUGGUUACCUUAAAUGAAGCUGCUAGUGAAGUAGGCAUGGUUGGAGGCAUGGUAGACUCAAUAGCAGAGGCAAUGAGCAAGCUGGAUGAAGGCACACCUGCGGAUCCCAAGGGAACAUUUGUUGAUUAUCAGACCACUGUGGUGAAAUACUCUAAAGCCAUUGCUGUUACAGCACAGGAAAUGAUGACUAAGUCGGUUACUAACCCCGAAGAGUUGGGAGGACUUGCAUCACAAAUGACCAAUGACUAUGGGCAUUUGGCUCUCCAGGGCCGAAUGGCUGCAGCUACAGCUGAACCAGAGGAGAUAGGGUUCCAGAUCAAGACUCGGGUGCAAGAACUUGGUCAUGGCUGUAUUUUUCUUGUGCAAAAAGCUGGUGCUCUCCAGAUUUGCCCUACAGACAGUUACACCAAAAGGGAGCUGAUAGAAUGUGCUCGUGCUGUGACUGAAAAGGUCUCCUUAGUUUUGUCUGCCCUUCAAGCAGGAAACAAAGGCACACAAGCCUGUAUUACUGCAGCCAGUGCUGUGUCUGGGAUAAUUGCAGAUCUAGACACGACUAUCAUGUUUGCUACUGCUGGAACCCUUAAUGCUGAAAACAACGAAUCAUUUGCAGACCACAGGGAAAAUAUUCUGAAAACAGCAAAAGCCCUAGUUGAAGAUACAAAAUUGUUGGUUUCUGGUGCUGCCUCAAGUCAGGACAAAUUGGCUCAAGCAGCUCAGUCAUCAGCUAACACCAUCACUCAGCUUGCAGAGGUUGUAAAAUUGGGAGCAGCUAGCUUGGGAUCAGAUGAUCCUGAAACGCAGGUUGUCCUGAUUAAUGCUAUCAAGGAUGUUGCAAAGGCCCUUUCUGAUCUCAUUGGUGCUACCAAAGGAGCUGCCAGCAAACCAGCAGAUGACCCAUCCAUGUACCAGCUGAAGGGGGCUGCCAAGGUGAUGGUAACAAAUGUCACAUCGCUUUUGAAGACAGUUAAAGCAGUAGAAGAUGAAGCUACUCGAGGGACAAGAGCUCUUGAGGCCACAAUUGAGUAUAUCAAACAGGAACUCACGGUGUUUCAAUCAAAUGAGGUUCCAGAAAAGACAUCAUCACCUGAAGAAUCAAUCCGGAUGACGAAAGGAAUCACCAUGGCAACAGCCAAAGCUGUUGCAGCUGGGAACUCAUGCAGACAGGAGGAUGUGAUUGCUACAGCAAAUCUGAGCCGCAAAGCAGUAGCUGACAUGCUAACAGCUUGUAAGCAAGCAUCGUAUCACCAAGAGGUGAGUGAAGAAGUUCGAGAGAGAGCCCUGCGCUUUGGAACAGAAUGUACGCUGGGAUAUCUGGAACUCCUGGAACACGUUCUUCUGAUCCUUCAAAAACCGACUCCAGAGCUGAAGCAUCAGUUGUCAGCUUUCUCCAAGCGGGUUGCUGGUGCUGUUACAGAGCUCAUCCAAUCAGCAGAAGCAAUGAAAGGGACAGAGUGGGUGGAUCCAGAAGAUCCAACGGUCAUUGCAGAGACAGAGCUACUAGGGGCUGCAGCAUCAAUUGAGGCUGCAGCAAAGAAGUUAGAGCAGCUGAAACCAAGAGCCAAGCCAAAGCAAGCAGAUGAGACUCUGGAUUUUGAAGAACAGAUCCUGGAAGCAGCUAAAUCCAUUGCCGCUGCUACCAGUGCCCUUGUGAAGUCAGCUUCAGCAGCACAGAGAGAACUGGUGGCACAGGGAAAGGUUGGAGCAAUCCCUGCAAAUGCAGCUGAUGAUGGACAGUGGUCUCAGGGACUUAUUUCUGCUGCCCGAAUGGUGGCAGCUGCAACCAGCAAUCUCUGUGAAGCAGCUAAUGCCUCAGUACAAGGCCACGCUAGUGAGGAGAAGCUCAUCUCAUCUGCAAAACAAGUUGCAGCUUCUACAGCACAACUUCUUGUGGCUUGCAAAGUAAAGGCUGAUCAUGACUCUGAAGCCAUGAGGAGGCUACAGGCCGCAGGAAAUGCUGUCAAGCGAGCAUCAGACAAUCUUGUCAGGGCGGCUCAAAAAGCAGCAUUUGGAAAAGCGGAGGAUGACGACGUUGUAGUCAAAACAAAGUUUGUGGGUGGAAUUGCUCAGAUCAUUGCAGCCCAAGAAGAAAUGCUGAAGAAGGAAAGAGAGCUGGAAGAGGCAAGGAAAAAACUAGCUCAAAUCCGCCAACAGCAAUACAAAUUUCUACCCACAGAGCUGAGAGAAGAUGAGGGUUAACCUGCUGAGAUGUUCUUCUUUCCUUUUUCUCUCUUUUUUUUUUUUCCUUUUAAAGAAAUAAGCUAAAGGGGGACAGUACAGUGAGAACUGGUCUGACAACAUUCUGGUAUGCCAAGCACUUAUCUAAAUAAACUGCUUAUCAUAUCUUUGGAUGAGCAGAGGGCAAUAAACACUUGUUCUUUGUCAUCUGGUCAGAUGAGGUGCAUGAUGAUCAAAUAAUGGUACAGUAUUAAGUUCAUUCCUGUUCCUUCCUGGACUUGCAUCUCAGGACAAAAUAUUUUACUUUUUAUUGAAGAUGCUAAAUCAGUAUUAUUGUCACUUCCUAAUGCUUGACAUAAUUAUUGUUCCUUUACUUGUUAUAAAAACUUGUUAUAAAACAUUCAUAGUAUUAAUAGGAAAACAGUCAAGAAAUCAUGCAUGUGAUAAAUAUCACAUGAGCUGGUGGUUCUCUCCCUACCCUUGUAAUGAGAAGAUAAAGUCAGAAAAAGGUAUGUCUUGAGUGGGAAAGAUGCACGUAUGUGGGUUUGAAGAAGAUGCCUGGCCUCUUUCAGUGUUAUAUAGCUGGUUCAUCCCAAAACUGGAGGAAGUAUCACUGCACCUGUUUGCACUAGUGUUAUUAGUCCUUACCUGAUACCAACAAGCUUCUGCUUGUACAGUAUUAUGGUUCACAAAAUGUGGCAAUAGCCAUUCUUUAGAGAGCGCAGAAAACAAAGAAAUGGAAACCUUGUCACUGCCUCAAUUAUAGCAGGUUCAUGAAGGAAGAUGCUGUUUGAAUUAUAUACCUCUAAUGUGUGACUACUUUUACAGUAUUAUACACACAUACACAUGCUCUCACAUUGGACUGAAUAGUUUGUGUUCUGUUUUGUAAUUGAAAUUAUCUGGUUUGUACUGUGGGAUUUCUGUUAGAAUGUAUGUUAGUUAAAAAGGGAAAUACCCAGUACAAUGAAAGACUAUCACAACUCUUGCUAUUCUAUUAAUAAUUGUAAUUAUUUUGUUUUGAAACCGGUGGGUGUCGUAGGAGAAAAGAAUAAGUGAUUUACAAGUAGACCCCUACUGUAAUGUAAAUAAUAAAGAUCUGGACUCUAGGGAGUUUAUUUUCAUACUUGGUAUUGAUGAAAAUGUACUCACCAAAGAAUUGCAGAGAAGGAAUAGCAGCAGUCUGAGCAGCAAUCUUUGUCUUCAGCUGCAGAAAGGUACUGUAUGUUCUCAAUAUCUCUGUUGUGACCUAAACAAUAGCAACAUGGGUAGAGUGAGUAAAAACUCUACCUUUUAUCCUGUCAAAGAAGGAACAUGAACCACAGCAACUUUAACUAGCAAAAGAUAAAUUGACUAACUGCAGAAACACCAUCCCUCUUAACAGCAAUUUCCAACAUACCUACACCUCCACUCAAGCCUUCUUAAUAAUGUCAAGUCUACUUAGGUCAAAGGAUGAUGCCACUACAGUGCUUCUGAAGGCUGUGCUGUCAUUUAGAUACCUGUAAAGUACCUCCAACUGAGCCUAUUAUGUUAUAUGCAGACUCAUCUAGUCAACAUUGUUGCAGAAAUACUUGUCUUGUAGACUCAGAAAUAACCCCUAGUGGUAGGUUUACCAGUUUAGAUAGUGCUAACUCAUUUAAGUUACUUGCAUGACAUAUAAUUAACAGGAAUUUUGUCACACUAGUGUUAAAUAUAUAGGAAAAAUGAUUACAAAAAUAAUAAAUAUUAAUGUGUACAAAUAUUUUCUUUUUGUUGUUAGUCUCUUCUCUGGUACUGAAAUAUUUCAGACAAUAGAAUUGUUGGAGAAUCCAUGCUGAUGAGAGGGGAUAAAAGGGAAAUCCCAGAUAGAAUCAUUGAUUAUUGACAGAUGUGCUAUGAUGUGUAAGCUUUUGUGCAUACACAACCCUUAUUGUUAGAGACGCAAUUCUAAGUUCUGUAUUAUACAAUUCAGCACAAUUGUAUCUUUUUUUUUCCACUCAACUUUUACACAGUGAAUUCAGUGAGUGGUGUAGUGUCACAGAAUCUCAAUGUUAAGAAUUCCUACACACACAAAAAGCCCUCAUGCAAAGUUUUAGGUCAAAAGGUAAAUCACUAUUACUGUUGUAAGACCUAAAUACAGAUAGCUCUAACUGAUAGGGGUUUUCUGAUGGUGAUGGUGGGCCAAGCUUCUUUGCAAUCUCUCUCUCUCUCUCUCAUAUGUUCCUAUCUUUUUUGGAAAGAUCUGCAAGACAAAUUUGUUGUUGUUCCCCUUUCAGCCUAUUUUUAUCCUAUUAUUUAGUCUCAUUAAAACAAGAAAAAAGAUGGUGCUGUCCUUAGUAUCUUGCCAUUAUUCUACCUUAGAUACAUAUAAUAAUGUUGUAAUGUAUUUUGGUCAAAAUGGUAUUUGCCAGUUUGAAAGAAGCCACAAGCCUGGUCAAGUUCAACUUUAUGCAGAAAAUGCAUAGCUAGAAAAUUUUAUCAGUUCAUAGAUGGAAAGAGCCUGCUCAAAUUGUGUUCCAGAUAAAGUUGCUUGGGAAGUCCAUUUCAGCAUAGUUAUUUUGAUGCCUCUCUAUUCCUGAUUUAAUGCUCGCUCUCUCUCAUUUGACAGAAAGUAUUGUUCUUUUUCUCCUCAGCUUUGUGCUCCACAGAGGAACCACAGUCAGCUAAGUAACUGAAUAGAACAAUUCAAGGAGUAUUUUUUUUUUUUUUACUGUGAACUUUGGGUCUUGAUUUGGGAAACAUUCAGAGGAUAUAAGCACAUUCAAGGCAUUCUAUUUCAAUUUAUUCUUGAUAAUUUGCAGUACCACUGAAGUCCACAUGUGAACAUCUGUGGAGUUAGGAUCUACUCCAUGCAUUUAUUUCUCAUGGAAACUUGCAGCAGUAAGUGACAAGCUGGGGUAAGGGAUGGAAGUUAGUUAAUAGGGACAACAGAUGUUUACUUUGUAUUGUUAACUUGUGACAUGGUAAAUGGGCUCUGUUGUAUCUCACCCUUCUUCAUGUGGAUUUCACUUUAAAGAGUUGUAUGCAAAUUAAAAGCAAAAUGCCUCAAAGUUGUUUGUGUACAAAUAGUCUAGUGUUGUUUUCCCUAACUGUCCAGAAAAUAACUCAAAUGGAACAUUUUAUAAUGUCUAAGUUUUUCCUUUGCUACAUCAGAAGCUUCAAAGUAAGAAAAGGUUUAAAACAAAAAUUGAGGGCUAGACUCUUGUUUUGUCUGUCCCUUCCCCUUGACUUUCUGCAUCUUCAUUACCUAAUUCCUAGUGAAGGAAUGGAUAAUUGUUGUAGAAACCUCCUCACUCUAAAUGUGUUAGCUCAUGAGCAAAUUUUUGGCUCUUAAUCAGACCAAACUGAUAAGAUGUUUACCUCAGGAGUAUGGCAUCCAUCAUCAUUAAAUUUAUCCCCCUUCACUUAGUUUUUUUUAACUAUAGUUUUGGAUAUUUUUUUGACUUGUGCCGUAAUUGUUGUCCUUACAUAAGUGCAUAACAAUUAACAAUUUAUCUGCCCAUAUUUGUCAUGAUUCCUGGAACCUGCCUUUCAGUACUCACAAUAGUGUAAGUUAAACAUGUUGUAGUUGUACCUGUUAAUGGAAGAACAUAUAUCUGUGGCACAAAGUUUGAUGCCACAUGCAGAAACUUAGAUUGUUUGAGAUGCUAGUCUGUUACAGAUGUCUCUUUUGUUUGACCUUAGUAUCUGUGGUGAAGUCUGAUUUAAAAAAAAAAAUUCAGAGGUGACAGUUGCACAGACUGGAUUAGGCUCAUGAGCUACUUUACUGUUAACAUGUGAACUCUGUCCUUGGGCACCAAGCAUCAUUCACCGGAGAACAAUACAGGUGUCAGUAAGUGCAUGAAGCACGGGGCAAAGCUACAUGGGGGUAUUUCCAACUAAGAAGCAUCAUCACGGCUUUCGUCAGGAUGGUCAUGGGGACAGAUGCACCUCCAAACUUAUUCUGCUUUGGAGGACCUGGUACUGAGGCACAACAACGUUCAUUUCUUCAGUAGCUGCUAGUUCUGAUACUUCUGGGCAGAAUGUAGUCUAUGUCAACUGCUUGGUGUUUGCUGUCCUUGUUUUCAGUGUAGCAUCAUCGUAGUAUGUGUUGAAAAGAUCCUAGCCACAACCUUAGAGACUCUAGGGAAGUUAUUUUUUCUGCUUGCCCAGUAAUGCCUGAAGACUUUAAGACUAAACUAUGUUGUUUUCUUUUUUUACAUGCUUCGAUCCCUUUUGAC
Messenger RNA from Anas platyrhynchos (mallard), 12162 nucleotides. RefSeq names its product talin 2 (gene TLN2). Gene Ontology annotation, cellular component: plasma membrane; focal adhesion; ruffle. The record is from RefSeq and is a predicted model, not a curated record. Gene Ontology annotation, biological process: actin cytoskeleton organization; cell-cell adhesion. Gene Ontology annotation, molecular function: actin filament binding; structural constituent of cytoskeleton; integrin binding. Lineage: Eukaryota; Metazoa; Chordata; Aves; Anseriformes; Anatidae.